UUUUUCCGAAGUACGUUCGGACUCGGAAAUUUCGGCGGUGUUGUGUGUGGCUGUGACAGCCUUUUUCCACGUUUUUUCUAUUAGCACAUAUUUUUUGCAAUUGGCAUUAAUCCGUGCGCUAAUUGAAACGACAUUUCAACUAAAAUCGAGCAAAUUGUGGGUGCUUUAGUAGAAUCACAGCCAAACAGCCAAAAAAGACCGGCAAAUUGGUCAAAGCAAAACCUCUUACACGAAAAUGGAGGCACAAAAAUUGACGGAACUGUUGCGCGCAACGAUUGAUCCAAAUCCCGAGCAAAGGAAGGCGGCCGAGGAUCAAUUAGCACAAAUACACAAAAUCAUUGGUUUUGUGCCUACCAUACUGCAAAUCGUAAUGCAAACGACACUCGAGCAGCCGGUGCGACAGGCGGGCGCUGUUUAUCUCAAGAACCUGAUCAACAACAGUUGGUCGGAUCAUGAGACCAAGCCGGGCGAACCGAUACCAUUCUCCAUCCAUGAGCAGGAUCGCGCCAUGAUCCGCGGCGCCAUCGUAGAUGCUAUUGUCCACGCUCCAGAGCUGAUCAGGGUUCAGCUUUCAGUCUGUGUGAAUCACAUCAUAAAGAGUGAUUUUCCCGGUCGUUGGCCCCAAGUGGUGGACAACAUUAGCAUCUACCUGCAGAAUCCGGACGUGAAUGGCUGGAAUGGUGCACUGGUCACCCUGUAUCAGCUGGUCAAGACGUACGAGUAUAAACGCUUCGAGGAGCGAACGCCGCUCAAUGAGGCGAUGAAUUUGUUGUUGCCAAUGAUUUAUCAGCUGAUGAUGACGCUGCUCAAUGAUCAGUCGGAGCAAUCAGUGUUGCUGCAGAAGCAGAUACUCAAGAUUUACUAUGCACUCACACAAUACAGCUUGCCACUAGACCUCAUCACCAAAGAGAUAUUCUCGCAGUGGAUGGAAAUCUGCCGCCAGAUUGCGGAUCGGGCGGUUCCCGACUGUUCCCAUCUGGAUGAUGAUGAGCGCACUGAAUUCCCUUACUGGAAGACCAAGAAGUGGGCUCUCCAUAUUAUGGUCCGCAUGUUUGAGCGCUAUGGCAGUCCCAGCAGUGUGGUUAGCGAAAAGUAUCAGAAAUUUGCCGAAUGGUAUCUGCCCACCUUCAGUUCUGGCGUUUUGGAAGUGCUCCUGAAGAUUUUAGACCAAUAUCGUAAUCGUGUCUAUGUUUCGCCGCGUGUUCUUACGGACGUGCUGAAUUAUCUGAAGAAUGCAGUGAGCCACGCCUACACCUGGAAGCUGAUAAAGCCGCAUAUGGUAGCUGUUAUUCAAGAUGUCCUAUUUCCUAUCAUGUCAUUUACCGACUCGGAUCAGGAGCUGUGGGAGAGUGAUCCCUAUGAGUAUAUACGCCUCAAAUUUGAUAUCUUUGAGGAUUAUGCUACACCAGUGCCAGCUGCCCAAUCCCUGUUGCAUUCCGUUUGCAAGAAGCGCAAAGGCAUCCUGCCCAAGGCGAUGAGCACGAUCAUGCAAAUAAUUACCUCACCGAAUGCGGACAAUAAGCAAAAGGAUGGCGCACUCCAUAUGAUUGGCACAUUGGCAGAUGUGCUGCUGAAGAAGGCGCUAUAUCGUGAUCAGGUCGAGUCAAUGCUCACCACAUAUGUUUUCCCGGAAUUCCAGAAUCCGGCUGGACAUAUGCGUGCCCGUGCCUGUUGGGUAUUGCACUAUUUCUGCGAUAUCCAAAUUAAGAAUCCUCAGGUGCUGGCCGAAACUAUGAGAUUAACCACAAAUGCCUUGCUAACGGAUAAAGAGCUGCCCGUUAAGGUGGAGGCCGCCAUAGGCCUGCAAAUGUUCCUAUCAUCCCAGGAUGAGGCACCACAAUAUGUGCAGUCUCAGAUCAAAGAGAUCACCAAGGAACUGCUGACGAUCAUACGGGAAACCGAAAACGAAGACUUGACAAAUGUCAUGCAGAAGAUUGUCUGCACGUUUACGGAGCAACUGUUGCCGGUAGCCACCGAAAUCUGUCAGCAUUUGGCAACGACAUUCAGUCAAGUCCUUGAGUCGGAAGAAGGUUCCGAUGAGAAGGCCAUCACGGCCAUGGGAUUGUUAAACACGAUAGAAACGCUACUCAGCGUUAUGGAGGAGCAUCCGGAUGUGCUAAUUAAUCUGCAUCCGAUUGUCAUCAAUGUAGUGGGUCAUAUAUUCCAGCACAACAUUACCGAUUUCUAUGAGGAAACCUUUUCGUUGGUCUACGAUUUGACGUCCAAGGCCAUUUCUGCAGAAAUGUGGCAAAUGCUUGAGCUGAUCUAUCAAGUUUUCAAAAAGGAUGGCGUCGAUUACUUCAUUGAUAUUAUGCCAGCGUUGCAUAACUAUGUAACCGUCGACACACCAGCGUUCCUUUCCAAUCCAAAUCGUUUGCUGGCCAUUCUGGACAUGUGCAAAACUAUGCUGACUAGCAAUCCUGGCGAGGAUCCCGAAUGCCAUGCCGCCAAAUUAAUGGAGGUGAUAAUAUUGCAGUGCAAGGGUCAAAUUGAUUCGGUGAUACACAUGUUUGUGGAGCUGGCUCUGUCGCGUUUGACACGCGAGGUGCAGUCGUCCGAGUUGAGGACGAUGUGUCUGCAGGUGGUCAUCGCUGCAUUGUAUUAUAAUCCGCAGCUGCUGCUCUCCAUCAUGGACAAGAUGUCGCAACCGAGCAACGAACCAAUUAUCUCGCAUUUCAUUAAACAAUGGCUGCAUGACACGGACUGUUUUCUGGGUAUUCACGAUCGCAAACUCUGCGUACUUGGUCUGUGUACAUUAAUCUCCUUGGGGGAUGCCAAGCCACAGGUACUGAGCGAGGUGGCCGAUAAGAUAGUACCAUCACUAAUAUUGCUGUUUGACGGUCUCAAGCGUGCCUACGAAUCCCGAGCACAGGAGGAGGAGGAGGAAGAAGAAGAGGAGGACGGUGACGAUUGCGAAGAGGCGCUGUCGAGCGAUGAGGAUGAAAUGGAUGAAAUGGCACCCAACUAUUUGGAUAAGGUGGCGGACUUUGCAAAAACGAAAGGAGCUUCAGCUGGUUUCGAAGUAAAAGCUGAGCUCAAGGAUGACGACGAGGAUUCGGAUGACGAAGCGGAGGAAUCAGUUGGUGAUUUAAAUGAAACUGGUCUCGAAACAUUCACCACACCCAUUGACGACGAAGAGAACGAGACCGCUGUUGAUGAAUACUGGACGUUUAAGGAAGUUAUUACAGGAAUUUCCACUCAAGACCAGCCAUGGUAUUCGCUGCUGACGUCGAACCUGAUGCCCGAACAGGCCAAAGCGCUCCAGGAAGUGGUCGUUACUGCGGAUCAACGUAAGGCGGCAAAGGAAUCGAAACUGAUUGAGAAGCAGGGUGGAUUUGCCUUCCCCCAGACAACUGUGCCCACAUCCUUUAAGUUUGGCUCUUAAUUGGCUUUUUGUGUACCAACGACUUUGCUGACUUCAUAUUGUGACUCAUCAUAUUUCUUUCCAAAAACGUAAACAAAUGAUAUAUGAUAGCAUAUUCUAUAGGUUUUCUGAAAGAUUCUUUAUAUAUGUUGCAUGCUUCUUCGGCCCAGCGGUCGGUCGGUCGGUGGGUAAGAUGAUCGCUAUAUAUUUAUUGUAGAUUUAUAUUAAAAAAAAACUUCUAAUCAAUUAUUGGCAAGUCUAUGCCAACUAAAUUAUGAUAACAUAAGUUAAAAGUCGAGUCUAUAUCAUUGUAUGUAACUAAUAAAAUCUACAACGAUCAGAAGACACACUCCAACCUAAAAUGGGUCAGAGAAUGAGAAUUUAACGCUGAGCAUUUCACAUACAUUGUCUUUACACACACACACACACAAACUCACGCAUAUAAUGUACUAGAUGGAGCGAUAUUUUUGAAAAAUAAAAACAUUUUUAACGUUUGAA
This is a messenger RNA of Drosophila innubila, 3862 nucleotides long. RefSeq names its product importin-7 (gene msk). The coding region runs from base 236 to 3385 and encodes 1049 amino acids. Gene Ontology annotation, molecular function: small GTPase binding. The transcript is spliced from 11 exons. Gene Ontology annotation, biological process: protein import into nucleus. Gene Ontology annotation, cellular component: cytosol; nuclear envelope. Lineage: Eukaryota; Metazoa; Arthropoda; Insecta; Diptera; Drosophilidae. The record is from RefSeq and is a predicted model, not a curated record.